UUAAAACAUGAAUAAAGUGGGUCAUGACAAAAUACAAAGCAGUAUUAGGAGAGUCGCCCGUGUCUGAGUGAGCCUGCAGCACCCAGAAGUGAACAAAGCGACCCGGAAGCGGUGGUUCGACUGGAGGCAGGCAGAAAGAACAUCAACCUUUUAUAUUAUAGCUGUACUCGCAAGACAAUAUCUGCAAUCGGGACAUAAGGAUGGCAGAGCCUCGAUUCAACAACCCCUAUUUCUGGCCUCCACCUCCCUCUAUGCCAGGCCAGCUGGAUAACCUGGUGCUCAUUAACAAGAUCAAGGAGCAGCUGAUGGCUGAGAAGAUCCGACCCCUCCACCUGCCACCUACCUCCACCCCGUCCCAGCAGCCCUUGCUGGUGCCCUCCUCGCCCUCAGAUGGUGGCGCGCAGCAUGGCAUGUCGGUGCCCAAGCCCCAGCCCCAGCCAGUGCCCAGCCACCACCCGCAGCCACAGGGCUCCAGCCAGCCAGACAUCGCUCUACACGCCCGCCCCGCCUCAAGCUCUGGACCAGAUGGAAACAUGGAUGACAAGGCAGCAGUGAAGGCCAAAGGACUGUGGGAGGACUGGCACAUGAGACAGCUUGGUGAGCAACCUGGAAGAGUCAACCAUCGUUCAGGUCUGACCCCUUCGUCCCGGCCGGACAGCCACAGCACCUCCGAGGCUCUGACCCCCACAACUCCGACCUCGGGCAGCCAGAACCGCCUGGGUGGAGCCCCGUCUGUGAACAUCAUCUCUGGGCUGGCCAGCGGUCCUGGCAUGGAGCACAUGAAAGCCGGGGGCCUGGCGGGACUUUUGGGCCCCCCACCUAAGGCACCCCGGGGACGGAAGAAGAUCAAGGCUGAAAACCCCACUGGUCCUCUGUUGGUGGUGCCCUACCCCAUCCUAGCUGACCAAGGCUGUGUCACUGUUGCACCCAAAGAGGGCAAAACCUACAGAUGCAAAGUGUGCCCGCUCACCUUCUUCACCAAGUCCGAGAUGCAGAUCCACUCCAAGUCUCACACGGAGGCCAAGCCCCACAAGUGUCCCCACUGCUCCAAGUCGUUUGCCAACGCCUCCUACCUGGCCCAGCAUCUGCGCAUCCACCUGGGGAUCAAGCCCUACCACUGCACCUACUGCGAGAACUCUUUCCGCCAGCUCUCACACCUGCAGCAGCACACCAGAAUCCAUACUGGUGACAGGCCUUAUAAAUGUGCCCACCCCGGAUGUGAAAAGGCCUUUACCCAGCUCUCUAACCUCCAGUCGCACCAGAGGCAGCACAACAAAGAUAAGCCGUAUAAAUGUCCCAACUGCUACCGUGCCUACUCAGACUCAGCAUCAUUGCAGAUCCACUUGUCAGCGCACGCCAUCAAAAACGCGAAGGCCUACUGCUGUAGUAUGUGCGGCCGGGCAUACACCUCAGAAACCUACCUUAUGAAGCACAUGUCCAAACACACAGUGGUGGAGCACCUAGUGAGCCACCAGUCACCUCAGCGGACCGAAUCCCCCAGCAUUCCCAUACGCAUCUCCCUCAUCUGAGCUCCACCACCACACAGCAGUAGGUCGGAUUCACAGUCUGUGUAAGGCUGGAGCUUUGGGGCCCUGCACACACGGCCAUCUACAUAAGGCUUACAUAGCAUAUGACAGCUGACAUAAGCAUUCAGUGCUAGAUUCAGUAAACGGACCCCCUCGAUCCGUCUUGACACAGGCCGUCUGUCGAAAUGAGCACAGCGCAUCUUUGUGAAUGUAAUAAUACAGCUAGAUAUUGUCCAGAGGAUCAAGUGGCUACGAAUGUCUUACGUCAGAUUUAAUAAGCACUUUCGUAAGCGUCAUGUAAACUGCCGGAUGCAUUGGCCGUCAAAUUGAAUUUUUUUUGUUGUUGUUGUUGUUGUUUUUAUGUUUCUUUGUUUGUUUUCUUCCAUGUAAUGGGUUUCCAAAAUGUGCCAGAUGAUAUUUGCCCUUUUUAAAGAAUUGCGAAAGAAAAAACAAUGUUUGCUGGGUGUGUUCUGGAGACAUCCAAAGAUAAUCUUAAAGCACUUUUAGGCCUUGUGGUUCUGACUCAAAAUUGUUUCAAUCUUGUGGGAUGGAAAUGUCAAAAGGCAUUACUUGAGGCAGCUAAGAGUACUGACUGUGUCGAAACGAAAGUCUUUUCUGUUAGCUUUGUUUUUUUACGUACAUUUCUGUGCAAGUACACAUUUACAGGGUCAUCUAAAUUUGAAGAAAGGCAAUCGGCAGAUGACUAUU
Myripristis murdjan (pinecone soldierfish) is the source of this 2234-nucleotide messenger RNA. RefSeq names its product zinc finger protein 362b (gene znf362b). Lineage: Eukaryota; Metazoa; Chordata; Actinopteri; Holocentriformes; Holocentridae. Bases 201 to 1529 code for a protein of 442 amino acids. The transcript is spliced from 9 exons. Gene Ontology annotation, cellular component: nucleus. The record is from RefSeq and is a predicted model, not a curated record. Gene Ontology annotation, biological process: regulation of transcription by RNA polymerase II. Gene Ontology annotation, molecular function: DNA-binding transcription factor activity, RNA polymerase II-specific; RNA polymerase II cis-regulatory region sequence-specific DNA binding.